AACGCUUGGGGGCGAGUCCGCAAACGGUUCGUUUCGGAAGCGCUCACUGAGAGAAAACCAAACCGCAAGACCCCAAACACUGCGCCGAACCCUAACGGAGAGAGAACAAAGAUCACCAGAAAAUGGCGAGCGGCAGCGCGGCGAAGAACCCCAAGAAGACGAACCUCCUCGAUCACCACUCCAUCAAGCAUCUCCUCGACGAAUCCGUCACCGAGGUCGUCAAGAGUCGGGGGUACGCGGAGGACUCCAGGUUGAGCAACGUGAGGUUGCUGAUCGGAUCCAUCAUCAUCGCCAUCGCGCUCCUUGCGCAGUUCUACCCCAAGAAGUUUCCCGAGAACAGGGAUUUCCUUAUUGUUUGCAUCGGAUUGUAUGUGGUAUUUAACGGGCUGUUGCAGUUCAUCAGCUACACAAAGGAGAAGAACGCUAUCCUUUUUACUUAUCCUCCGGCUGGAUCUUUCAAUAGUACUGGAUUGGUUGUGUCUUCGAAGUUGCCAAGGUUCUCUGAUAUGUACACUCUUACAAUAGCCAGUGCAGAUCCAAAGUCCAUUUCUGCUAAUAAACCAGUUGUUCUGACAAAGAGUGUCACAAAAUGGUUCACCAAGGAUGGUGUCCUUGUUGAAGGUCUCUUCUGGAAGGAUGUUGAGAAACUGAUUGAUGAUUACAAUGGGGAUCGGAAGAGCAAAUGAGAUCAGACGUUUUCAAGACUAGU
This is a messenger RNA of Musa acuminata subsp. malaccensis (wild Malaysian banana), 709 nucleotides long. Its product is annotated as signal peptidase complex subunit 2. Gene Ontology annotation, cellular component: membrane; signal peptidase complex. Gene Ontology annotation, biological process: protein targeting to ER. The record is from RefSeq and is a predicted model, not a curated record. NCBI's taxonomy places the organism in Eukaryota, Viridiplantae, Streptophyta, Magnoliopsida, Zingiberales, Musaceae.